AUGUACAAAGAACGCUGUGAGACAAGCGAUGAACAAUACCGACGGUUGUUAGUGCAGUUCGAGCGUGAGACAACCCUUCAGAAUGAAAGGGCUCGGGAGUAUGAGCAGUUAGCGUCGAGAGUGCGAGAACUGUCCGCUUCACUGACGCCUGAAUUGAGACGCUCUUCAACGUCUUGCAGACAAUCGCAUAUUCCUGUUCCUCUUGCCGACUCUAAUUCGGAUUCGAAGACCGUAACCAUCGGAUCGUUGCCUUCACCUGAUAUAUCACUGAGAGAGACGAACGAACGAAAAGGAGAAGCGGAGAAGGGGAAUGGAACUGAAGAUAAUAAUUUUGAUGAUAACGGAUAA
Molecule: messenger RNA, 348 nt
Organism: Anisakis simplex (herring worm)
Lineage: Eukaryota; Metazoa; Nematoda; Chromadorea; Rhabditida; Anisakidae
Source: the annotation of a GenBank genome assembly